Rhipicephalus sanguineus (brown dog tick) is the source of this 1988-nucleotide messenger RNA. RefSeq lists its product as uncharacterized. Lineage: Eukaryota; Metazoa; Arthropoda; Arachnida; Ixodida; Ixodidae. The transcript has 4 exons. The coding region runs from base 414 to 1943 and encodes 509 amino acids. The record is from RefSeq and is a predicted model, not a curated record.
CGGCGUAUAUUUGGCAUUGCUUUGUUUUUCACUAGAUUUUUCUAUGAGACGGGCCAAGUAAUGAGACAAAACGCCAAAUCACGCAAUUUUGCUGCUUCAGGUAAUCCUUAGCGUCUCACGUCUACACAGCUUACUUGAAAUAUUUCACAUCAGCCAGAGAAUGCAGUGCAAGACUCCACCGCAGCUCUGAACGAAACAUUCAGCUGGAGGCUGUGAUUUAGCACUGCCGGACUGCUCGGAACAGCGGUAGAGCUGCAGGCGCCAGUGCACGCGCAGCCGGCGCAGCCGUGAAGUUGGCUUUCCCUCAAAAGUACGUUUUUUGCUCACGUGAGCGUUGCUGCCGGUGCAACCGGUGUUGCGGUGGAGCUACAGUGGAACUCUGCUGCUCUGUACCCCAAGGGGAACAUACUCUGAUGGAGGAGGCGGACGUUCAACAGCCACCCUGUUGCUCUGUUGACUCUGUUCCCCAAAUCGAACAUACUUUGAUGGAGGAGGCGGACGUUCAACAGCGACCCUGUCGCUCUGUUGACUCUGUUCCCCAAGUGGAACAUACUCUGAUCGAGGAGGCAGACGUUCAACAGCCACCCUGCCGCUCUGUUGACUUUGUACCCCAAGUGGAACAUACUUUGAUGGAGGCGGAGGCAGACGUUCAACAGCCACCCUGUCGCUCUGUUGACUCUGUUCCCCAAGUGGAACAUACUCUGAUCGAGGAGGCAGACGUUCAACAGCCACCCUGUCGCUCUGUUGACUCUGUUCCCCAAGUGGAACAUACUUUGAUGGAGGCGGAGGCGGACGUUCAACAGCCACCCUGUCGCUCUGUUGACUCUGUUCCCCAAGUGGAACAUACUCUGAUCGAGGAGGCGGACGUUCAACAGCCACCCUGCCGCUCUGUUGACUCUGUACCCCAAAUGGAACAUACUUUGAUGGAGGAGGCGGACGUUCAACAGCCACCCUGUCGCUCUGUUGACUCUGUUCCCCAAGUGGAACAUACUCUAAUGGAGGAGGGACUGGAUGCGUUCGUCGACAGUGAAGCAGCGGAACAACCACAGAGCAAAAAGACUCGUCGACGGCGUCGACGGCGCAAAUACGCUACAACCGAGGAGGUUAAGGAAACUCGCCGAUCCGCUGAUCGUGCUCGCAGGCACGUUGGGCCUGACACAGACCCUGAAAUGAUCGCAGCCUUGCUGGAGGUGGCGUUGGCCAAGCUUGCCCGCGAAAACGAACUUCGCGAACAAGAGUUAGCCGCCCGCAGACGAGCUCGCGAAGAGGAAAUCGCCGCAAAGCGUAGACUGCGGGCUACGCUGCGGGCUGCCAAGGAGCAACUUCGCCUGCAAGAGGCAGCCGCACGUAGGCAAGCUCGCAUGGAAGAGUCAGCCGCGAGACGUAGAGUGCGGGCCGCUCAGAAACAGCUCCGGCAACAAGAAAUCGCUGCCCGUAGACAAGCUUGCAAAGACGAAAUCGCUGCGAAGAGCAGGCGAUGCGAAGCUAAAGAUUCCGGAGCACAGCGACGCAAUAAACGUCCUGUCGCCGCUACCACCGAGUGCUGCCGGAAAGAGCUCCUGGAGAACCCCCCGGGAAGUGUUUGCCAUGUGUGCCGCGUGUGCGACCGGAUUUGGUGUGCCAACGAACUCGUGCCAGGCAGGACUGUCGAGGCAUUCCUCACCUGCCGCACUUGUGCUGGAUCGUUGCCGCAAAUCAAGAUUAUAAAUGCUGCACACAGUACACAGCACACCUGCACCAAAGCUGGGCCGAAGACCACAAAGUCACGGAGGAUGCGGCGGCGAGGUUCCGAUAAGUGCGUUGGUGAGGAUGAAACCCUGCCCCAGCACGCCAAUCAGUCCUGCCAGACGGAACACCACAUCACGUUACUCCGGCAUGCAAGACCAAACGUUUCAACGCGUAGUGCUGGAGUGCAAGUGAAUCUCAGGCGACGGCGGUGUUGAAGAGGUCCCCCUUCAGCCAGGUACUCUGGGACCUCCUUCUGUAUA